Molecule: messenger RNA, 1700 nt
Organism: Amblyraja radiata (thorny skate)
Lineage: Eukaryota; Metazoa; Chordata; Chondrichthyes; Rajiformes; Rajidae
Product: DNA damage-inducible transcript 4-like protein
Exons: 2
Coding region: 184-894 (236 amino acids)
Biological process (GO): negative regulation of signal transduction
Cellular component (GO): cytoplasm
Source: RefSeq, a predicted model, not a curated record
CAUCAAAUCAUGUGGCUUCCAACAGCUGAUGCAAUGUUUCAAGUACAAAGCGGUGGCCGCAGCUGGCCCCUGUUCGCACUCGGGACUGUCAGCGAGCUGGGGUGGGAGGGGGAAGGAAAGGAAGAGGAAGAAGUGGCUGUGGCUCCUGGUCCGGGACACUGCGGGGCGCAUAACUGAGCAGUGAUGGUGAUGAUGUACGUUCAGACUUUAGGAGGCACAAGUCCUUACAGCACAAGGACGAGUCCUGCCGGCGAUCCGGAGGAUGGUGUGGUCCAGUUGAUGAAGAAACUCCUUCACCACAGCUUCGCUGGCGAAGCAGUAACACAUUCAAAGAAGAUAAAGCCUGGUGAAAACCCCUUUGAGAGACAUUACAACGUCGAAAAUGACCGCUUGAUUCCUACUUCAGAUACAUAUUUCGUGAAUCAAUCUGGCAAUGAUUUUAUUUUUCUGGAGGAACUUCUAGAAGAGAGGACCUGCCAGCAUCUUGCAAAGCAGAUAGAGCAAUGCCUGUCCACUUCUAAGAAAUCCCAAUUGCACUGCCAGGAGCUCUUGAUCCCUCAGUAUAUGAGCCUAAGAAUCGCACAGGAUGUACUUCGAAUGGCUGCCAGUGAGCCCUGUGGGCUGCGUGGUGCUGUGAUCUAUGUUAACCUGGAACAUGAGAACACAAACAAGAAACUGGGGAAAAUAGUGUAUGAUAGCACUGUCAUUCCUACCUUUGAAUUGACUCUUGUCUUUAAACAAGAUAACAACUCGUGGCCCAGUCUAAGGGAUUUAUUUUCCAUAGGGACUUGUUUCAUACAUGCAUCAAGGAGGGUAUUGAAGCUUAGCCCAGGCUUCAGAUUAGUCAAAAGAAAAUUGUAUUCUUCUGUAGGACCAAUUGUCGAAGAAUGCUAAUUGAGGGCCAAGCUAGAUCUAAGAAGUAAUUUCUGUGGUGAGAAUUCUGACCUGUCAUUUAUUAAGGCAUAAUGCUUGCUAUUAAGCCUGGAAGAGAAGUUUUACUGUAAAUAUUCUCAUGCACAAAAUACUACAGUUUCUUACAAUGAAUGUUAAUAACUUGAAUUUUACUAACAUUUUUGAAGAUUUGGGAUGCUGAAAUGACUGGUGAAGGAUGCAGAGGAUGCACAAUAGAAGUUCAUAUUAUUGUUCUAUUCGCAUUGUGUCUUCCUUCUGCAACUGUCAGAGGUAGAUAUUUUUAUUUAUGUUUGAGGAACAUUGAAAGCAUGUGGUGAUGGUACAGAGGAUGCAAAGUGCAUGAGGGAAAAUCCAGGGAAAAGAGAUGAAGAUUAUGAAAUGUGUAUAAACCUUUCAUCAGGAAGAGGCAAUUAAGGACAAUGAAUCGAACACUACUAAGCUGUUAAAUUGAGCAAUGGGUACUAGGUUAAAAUGGAAUUUAAAGGUCUGCAUUUUUUUUUUUUUUACUUUACUGAUGUUCAGUAUUCCAUGUUUGCACAUUUUUGCACUGUAUUUGACUGCACUGUUCAAUUGAACAAUUUUGUACUUUGUAUGGGCACGCUGGACUUGCUCUCAAGUAGUAAUGUUACAUUUGUACGAAUAGUGCACGCUUCCCAGAAUGGAUGCAAUGUACUGGCAACUGCUAGCUUCAUCUACUACAGUGCUAUGAUUGAGUUCUUGUUAAAGUGGUAAGAGUGUCCAAUUGUAAACUCAUUGGAAAUGUUGGAAAUAAACUUUAUAAAAAAUAA